CAGAGCCUUGUAGUGGCUGACAAACCCACAUUUAGAAAUUGUUUGGUGGCAAUGCGGCCAAAUGCUAUACUGGCAGACAUACCUUCAACUCAUGAUGUGUCAGCUUACAUUCACAACGCAUUCAUUGAAUUCUUCAAGGAUCUCAAGGUCCGAAUGCAG
Molecule: messenger RNA, 159 nt
Organism: Suillus subalutaceus
Lineage: Eukaryota; Fungi; Basidiomycota; Agaricomycetes; Boletales; Suillaceae
Exons: 1
Source: RefSeq, a predicted model, not a curated record